Lingula anatina is the source of this 1487-nucleotide messenger RNA. RefSeq names its product caprin-2. Lineage: Eukaryota; Metazoa; Brachiopoda; Lingulata; Lingulida; Lingulidae. The record is from RefSeq and is a predicted model, not a curated record. Gene Ontology annotation, molecular function: protein binding.
AAGAAAUAACUGAAAUGCUACGUAUAGGGUUGAAAAUACACAGGGUGGAACCACUUUCACUGUGAUUUACAAUACCUGAAAAAGAAAAAUGUCAAAGGAAUAAGAUAAAGCUUUUUAACUGGAGUUUACUUUUCCAUCAGAGAUUCUAGACGAUUUCAAGUAGUAUCAAAUGAAGAUUUAACCUGACUUUACAGAUUAGGGACCACUUGAGAGGCAAGGAACACAAAGUGCACACGAUGGAUGCAGCAGGAUCUAGGAAGGUUCUGUCAUACAUUUUCAAUGUGUCCCUGGUGCUCCUCUGCGCCAACUGCUACACAAUCACGGAUGCAUACAACAGCAAGAAUGAAAUAACAAAAGAUGUGUGUGGUUGCCUUCAGGGUCCCCCUGGGAUUCCUGGAACACCUGGAGUGCCAGGGAUGUAUGGGCAUAGAGGCGAGGCGGGGAGUAAGGGAGAGAAGGGGGAAAAAGGAGAGGAAGGACCAUAUGGAUUGAAAGGUGAAAUAGGUUUUGAUGGACCUAUGGGGCCACCAGGUCCAGAAGGCAAGCGUGGCCGACGUGGAAGUAAGGGAGAUCAAGGACCACUGGGAGAGCCUGGAAAAAUUGGACAAAAGGGUGAAAAGGGAGACACCAUCAUCCAUAACCUGCGAGUUAAAAAAAUUGCAUUUUCAGUGUCCAGAAGUCAGAAGCUGGGACCCGUGUUGCAAGACACUCCUGUGACUUAUGAUAAAAUUUUCACCAACGUUGGCAACAGUUUUGAAGAAAGCUCCUCCCACUUCAUAUGCAAAGUCAAUGGGACCUAUCUCUUCCAUGUUCACGUCCUGGGCCAGCCCAAAAAAGAUGCUUUUGCAUGGAUAAUGAAGAAUAAAAUCCACCAGGUGGCUAUGCAUGGUGAUGGGAGAGCUGGUCAUGGCACAGGUAGUAAUACCAUCAUACUCUCCCUUCGACAGGAUGACCAUGUUUGGGUCAAACUGGUCAAGGAAUCGGCGGUCAUGAAUGACUACACCACUUUCUCAGGUCAUUUAAUUUUUGAUGACUGAGAUGUUCUGAACAGUAAUGAAAUAUUUUUUAGGUCACUCUUCAGCUGACCAGGAGAUUUUUGGGGUUUAUUGUAAAAUUAUAAGGUAAAUUCUUUACCAUAAAUAUUCAGUUUUAGAUUGCACAAACUUUUAGGAAUUCAAGGAUGAGUGAAUGUUUUAAUAAACAAAUAUCUAGUCUUUAAGCUGAAGGUGGCUGGUAUUUUUUGCUUCUUUAUUUCAAUCUAUCUUCUGAACAUCACCAAGGUAUUGAACUAUGUAUCCGCAGCAAUAAACUGUUCUGUCAGUAUAUUUUUAAAAUAUCCUUAUUAUUUUUUGAAAACAAGUAUUUUCUUUACAUUUACCCAGAUUGUGGCUGGGUAGAUCAGUAGUUUUGUAGAUGAAUUUACUGUUUCAACACUAUAUUAUAACCAACAUUUCGACUCUUUUCCGUGGAAGGAAAAUAAAGGCAAU